AUGGAUUUAAGGAAAGGUGGACACAUUGGGCGAAGCUUGAUAUUUGGGAAGGACAACCGCACUAUCAUCACAACCGAAUUCAACUGUAUAAUCGAGUGUAACAUCAAAACAGGAGAAGUUGUGUCGAAGAUGCCCUUCGACACAAAUGUGGUUGCGCUUAUUGAGAGUGACUCGGACCAAUUUUUUGUUGCUCUUACUAGUGGGCGUAUAGACCUUGUUAAUGGCGAGAAAAUGGAAACGGUGUGCACUUGGGAGAUUGGCAAACUAAUUCACAGAAUCGAAUACGUUGCACCGAAAUACUUCUUCAUCAGAUCAAGAAGUGAGAAUUUUGUAUUUGAACUCGACAUGAACACAUCAACUCCCAAUUUCAUCAAAACAGAAAAUGGGAUUCCAUCUUGUGAUGGAAGUUAUAUGUACACAUCCGUCAAAGACACUGUCAUCUGCACUGACCUUAACACUGAAAAGAAAAUGACUUUUGCUGGUGUAGACAAGAAAAGAAUUGUCAUGCUGAAGCAACACCCAACCGACCCACUUAAAGUCUAUGCCCAGACAGUAAAUGGGAUGGUGGUGCUUAUCUCAUUCGAUCCAAACGUUAAAGACGCGGAUUAUAUGUUUACGAGUUUCCACUGGCAUUCAAUUCAAUUUGAAGCAAUGGCUAUUUACACCGAUGCCACCAAAUUGUUGACAGGUGGAAAAGAAGGCGUUUUGGUGAUCUGGUCCUCUCCAAAAGAAAAAGAAUUUGUUAGCGGGUUGGGGUCAAAAAUUAAAGCAAUUUACACAAGCAAAGACAACAGAUACGCCGCUGUUGUUCUAGGGUUUAACACAAUUAGUAUUAUUGAUUUGGCUUCACAACGAAUUGUUAAAGAAAUCAGUGGGGUGUAUGCCGUUGAAAACGCCAAAAUGUGCAACGCAAUUAAAGGACAAAUUGUGAUCUAUGGAGACAGCCCUACCCUUCAAGUGUUCGACCCCAUGUCAGACAGACAAAUGUUUAAAGCAGAUGUCUCAAGACCAAAUGUCAUCAUUCUUGCGUUGGUCGGAGAAACACUACCAGAUGCACAUAUUCAACACGUUGCAUUUGUUGACGAAGACAGUUGGAUGGUGACUUAUGACACCCGUAAUGUCACAGAAAGGUAUAAGGAAAGUCACUUGAGAUUUUUCAAAAAGCAACCGAGCGGUGCCUUUGAGCAAAUGCUUAUUGUUCCUGAACCCACAAAAGGGAUGAUCACAUCCAUUGUAUCGAGUCGCUCUGGGAAAUACGUUGUGACGACAUCACAAGACCAUCUCUUCAAGAUUUGGGUGCUAAGCAACAGAGAAACACAACAGUCGAAAGGUGGUGUACUUUCAGAAGUGAUGUGGAAGUGUCGAUCAAUCGGUGCAUACUACGGAGAAGAGUCCUACAGCGCAACAUUCUCGAAUGAUGGAAGUGUUCUUGGUGUUAUGUUCCAGAACGCACUCACAUUUUGGGAUGUUCAAUCGAAUAAGAUCAUGUGCUGCAUACCAUGCAAGUCAACACUUGGCGAUAAGAUGUACUUUAUGGCUAAUAAUCGUUACGUCUUGACAACAAAUUCACAUGGCGUUGUUGCGUGGGAUGUGUUGUCACGCUCAGUCAACCAUAUUUACAAUGUAAAAAACCCCAAAGUUGUCGUUCAUGAUACAUCUUCACUCUUUGCAAUGUUAUUCAAAGAGAACCCAACAGACAAAAAGUCGUGUGUUGCACUUUUUGAUGUGGAGCAAAACAAGAAAGUGAGAGAAUUUGAAGUGGACGAAACAACUGAUCUCACAUUCUUUAAGACAGUCACAGAUGUCGAAUACAUCCUUACUAUGCACUCGGAUUUGACUACAUCAUUACUAUCACUUGAAGAUGUUGUUGAGAAAACACCUAAGGAGGUCUUUGCAUCAAAGAAGGAGGAAGAGACAAAAGGAAUUGAAAUCAGGAAAUUGGAGGUGGAUGACAUUGCGAACCAAAUAAAGACAGUCAAAAUAGUUGGCGAAAGUACUUUAGAUGCACUCGAGACUAACAUGGCUGACAUAAAUCAUAUCUUCAAUGUUGUCGUGAAUUGCUUAUUGAAAUGA
Entamoeba invadens IP1 is the source of this 2073-nucleotide messenger RNA. RefSeq names its product WD repeat-containing protein, putative. The transcript has a single exon. Gene Ontology annotation, cellular component: nucleolus. Gene Ontology annotation, biological process: positive regulation of rRNA processing; positive regulation of transcription by RNA polymerase I. Lineage: Eukaryota; Evosea; Mastigamoebida; Endamoebidae. The record is from RefSeq and is a predicted model, not a curated record. The coding region runs from base 1 to 2073 and encodes 690 amino acids. Gene Ontology annotation, molecular function: protein binding; RNA binding.